Closterium sp. Naga37s-1 is the source of this 2391-nucleotide messenger RNA. NCBI's taxonomy places the organism in Eukaryota, Viridiplantae, Streptophyta, Zygnematophyceae, Desmidiales, Closteriaceae. The record is from the annotation of a GenBank genome assembly.
AUGAACUUACGGCUUUGCGAUUUAGAAGGUUCAAACGCCAAUUUUCGGUCAUCGUCAAUGUACUUCGCAUCCCUUGUCGCCAUCCUCUGCUCGGCCUAUUCCAUGCAGGCCAGCAUCCCUCGGCCAGUAGCUAAAGGCGGCGUCGCGCUUCUUUCGCUCGCCAUCCUCUUGUCACUCGUUCAGACCAUCUUCAACACUUUCGUCAGCCUCCUUUUCCUCGGAGGUCUAGGAUACUUAGGCUUCCAGUACCUAUCCAAGGAUGGGAAGAAUUCUUCUGGGAGUUCAGCCAUGGACGCGCAGAAGAUAGCAGAGCUCAAGGCCUUCGUGCAGCUCUGCCAGAAAACUCCCGCCGUUCUCGCGGACCCGAAGCUCGAGUUCUUUCGUGAUUAUCUCGAAAGCCUGAACGCGGAGGUGCCAGGGGAGGCGUACGGCCUGAAGACGGGCGCCGCACCCAAGGCAGAGGAGAAGGCAGAAGAACCAAGCACGAUGGAAUCCGAGGCAAGCAAGGUGGAGGAGCCAGAGGAGGAAGAAGUGGAGGAACCAGAGGAGCCAGAGAUCCUGGAGUCAGACGUGGAGAUAGACGAGGAGGGCGUGGUGGAGGGGGACGACGACCCCCCGCAGCAGAUGGGCGAUGCCAGCAAGGAGGUGGGCGAGGAGCAGAGGGACGCCGCUCAGGCCGCCAAGGCCCAGGCCAUGGAGGCCCUGGCUGAAGACAAUCUCGAGGCGGCAGUGGCGCAUCUCACAGAGGCCAUUCUCAACAACCCCACCUCCGCUCUGCUCUACGGCAACCGAGCUGGAGUGUUUGUGCGCAUGAAGAAGCCCAAUGCUGCCAUUCGGGACUGUGACGAGGCUCUUAAGCUGAAUCCUGACUCCGCCCGCGCCUACAAGUCCCGGGGCGAGGCCAAAGCCCUGCUCGGGCAGUGGGAGGCAGCAGCUUCAGACCUGCGCUUAGCCUCCCGCCUGGACUAUGACGAGGAGGUGAACUCGUUCCUGAAGCUCGUGGAGCCCAAGGCACACCGCCUGGAGGAGCACCGGCGCAAGUACGAGCGGCUGAAGAAGGAGCGGGCGGAGCGCGUGGCGGCCAAGGAGAGGCAGCGGCGCAGGAAGGCGGCUCAGAAGGCGUAUGAGGAGGAGAAGAGGCGCGAGGAGGAGCGGAAGAACGCAGCUAGAGGGGCUGGGGGUGGUGGGGGUUUCCCAGGGGGGUUUCCAGCGGGAAUGGGGGGUAUGCCUGGGGGUUUCCCUGGGGAAAUGGGGGGUAUGCCAGGUGGUUUCCCGGGGGGGAUGCCGGCAGGGAUGGGGGGCAUGGGGGGGAUGGGAGGGAUGGGAGGGAUGCCUGGGAUGGGCGGCGGUGCGGGUGGCGGCAUGCCGGACAUGAGUGAGAUGCUCAAUGUGAGUGAGAUGCUCAAUGUGAGUGAGAUGCUCAAUGUGAGUCAGAUGCUCAAUGUGAGUGAGAUGCUCAAUGUGAGUCAGAUGCUCAAUGUGAGUCAGAUGCUCUAUGUGAGUCAGAUGCUCAAUGUGAGUCAGAUGCUCAAUGUGAGUCAGAUGCUCAAGGUGAGUCAGAUGCUCAAUGUGAGUCAGAUGCUCUAUGUGAGUCAGAUGCUCAAUGUGAGUCAGAUGCUCAAUGUGAGUCAGAUGCUCAAUGUGAGUCAGAUGCUCAAUGUGAGUCAGAUGCUCAAUGUGAGUCAGAUGCUCAAUGUGAGUCAGAUGCUCAAUGUGAGUCAGAUGCUCAAUGUGAAUCAGAUGCUCAAUGUGAGUCAGAUGCUCAAUGUGAGUCAGAUGCUCAAUGUGAGUCAGAUGCUCAAUGUGAAUCAGAUGCUCAAUGUGAGUCAGAUGCUCAAUGUGAUUCAGAUGCUCUAUGUGAGUCAGAUGCUCAAUGUGAAUCAGAUGCUCAAUGUGAGUGAGAUGCUCAAUGUGAGUCAGAUGCUCAAUGUGAGUCAGAUGCUCAAUGUGAGUCAGAUGCUCCAUGUGAGUCAGAUGCUCAAUGUGAGUCAGAUGCUCAAUGUGAGUCAGAUGCUCAAUGUGAGUCAGAUGCUCAAUGUGAGUCAGAUGCUCAAUGUGAGUCAGAUGCUCAAUGUGAGUCAGAUGCUCAAUGUGAGUGAGAUGCUCAAUGUGAGUGAGAUGCUCAAUGUGAGUCAGAUGCUCAAUGUGAGUGAGAUGCUCAAUGUGAGUGAGAUGCUCAAUGUGAGUCAGAUGCUCAAUGUGAGUGAGACGCUCAAUGACCCUGAGCUGCUCAUGGCGCUUCAGAACCCCGCUGUCAUGGCAGCCAUGCAGGACGUCAUGAAGAACCCGGCCAAUCUGCUCAAGUAUCAGAACGACCCCACAGUGGGGCCAGUGCUCAUGAAGCUCAUGUCCAAGUUCGGUGGCGGCGCUGGUGGCGCUGCUGGCAUGUAG